Molecule: messenger RNA, 2957 nt
Organism: Notolabrus celidotus (New Zealand spotty)
Lineage: Eukaryota; Metazoa; Chordata; Actinopteri; Labriformes; Labridae
Gene: kcnh6b
Product: potassium voltage-gated channel subfamily H member 6
Exons: 11
Coding region: 3-2585 (860 amino acids)
Biological process (GO): regulation of heart rate by cardiac conduction; regulation of ventricular cardiac muscle cell membrane repolarization; membrane repolarization during action potential
Cellular component (GO): membrane
Molecular function (GO): inward rectifier potassium channel activity
Source: RefSeq, a predicted model, not a curated record
GGAUGGAGCUGCUCAGCCCCUCCAAGGUGCAGGACGUCACAGAGAAGGUCACGCAGGUACUUUCUUUGGAGUCUGAUGUGCUGCCCGAAUACAAACUCCAGGUACCUGAGACAACAUGGUUGAUCUUGCUUCACUACAGCCCUUUCAAGGCAUUUUGGGACUGGAUUAUUCUCCUUCUGGUCCUCUACACGGCAGUUUUCACCCCUUACUCUGCCACCUUCCUCUUGGACGAACGCGGGGACUUGCGCCAUAGGAGUUGUGGCUACACAUGUAACCCUCUGAAUGUGGCGGACUUAUUGGUUGACGUGCUGUUUAUCGUGGAUAUAGUCAUCAAUCUUCGCACAACAUACGUGGACCACAACGAUGAGGUGGUCACAAAGCCGUGCCGGAUAGCCAAGCACUACAUCAAAGGCUGGUUUCCUAUUGAUCUGUUCGCCGCAAUCCCUUUUGACCUCCUCAUUUUCAGAUCUGGCUCUGACGAGAUGGCAACCCUAACAAGCCUACUGAAAACAGCUCGAUUGCUUCGGUUGGUGCGUGUGGCAAGAAAGUUGGACAGAUAUUCUGAGUACGGGGCUGCCGUCCUCUUCUUGCUUAUGUGUACAUUUGUACUCAUCGCCCAUUGGCUUGCCUGCAUUUGGUACGCCAUUGGCUUUGUGGAGAGGCCGUACACAGAGACCGGUUGGCUUGACAACCUUGCUGAUCAACUAGGCAAGACGUACAAUGACAGUGACUCUGGCACUGGUCCAUCUGUCAAAGACAAGUAUGUCACUGCUCUUUACUUCACCUUGAGCAGUUUGACAAGUGUUGGCUUUGGUAAUGUCUCUCCAAACACCAACUCAGAGAAGAUCUUCUCCAUCUGCGUCAUGGUUAUUGGCUCCCUCAUGUAUGCCAGCAUCUUUGGGAAUGUGUCAGCCAUCAUUCAGCGACUGUACUCUGGAACAACUCGCUACCACACCCAGAUGCUACGAGUCAAAGAGUUUAUCCGAUUCCACCAAAUCCCAGGUUGCCUUCGCAACAGGCUGGAGGAAUACUUUCAGCAUGCCUGGUCCUACACAAAUGGCAUUGACAUGAAUGCUGUCCUGAAGGGAUUUCCAGAGUCUUUGCAAGCAGAUAUCUGUCUGCACUUGAACAGGUCUUUGCUACAGAACAGCAAGGCUUUUCAGGGAGGCACUCAAGCCUGUCUGCGUGCUUUGGGAAUGAGGUUCAAGACAGUCCAUGCUCCCCCAGGAGAUACUUUGAUCCACUAUGGAGAUAUGCUUGACUCCCUCUUUUUUAUCUCUCGGGGUUCCAUUCAGGUCAUCAGAGACGAGGCAGUGGUUGCUAUAUUAGAGAAGAAUGACAUCUUUGGGGAGCUGAUCAAUCUGUACGACGAGCCAGGGAAGUCCAAUUCAGACGUCUACACCAUCACUUACUGCGACCUGCACCGCAUUCAGAGGGAUGACCUACUGGAAGUCCUAGACAUUUACCCUAGCUUUGCAGACAACUUCUGGAGAAACCUGGAGAUAACGUGUGACCUGAGAGACGCUGAUCAAAUACCACCAAUAAUUACAACUGAUGAAUCUGGUGAUGACUGUGAAUAUCACCACAAGCCAAGACACAGAAUCCAUGCCAUGGAUUGCCGGAUCAGGCCUGAUGGAAUUGAUCAUGAAGACCCUUACCCCCUGCAAUCCUUCCAUCGUCGCGGCCCAUCAACUGGGGCCCACUGGGAAGACCACUGUAGCUGUGGAUCCCAAUGUUCCCGGUCAAGCGAAGAACUGGCUAAGCCUCUUGCCCACCGUGCCAGAGUGGAAUUUUACCCUCCAGACGACUCUGGACAGGACUACUCCCCCUCUGUAGCGCAGCUUCUUCCCCCUAGUGGCAGAACAGUGGGCAGGGAAGCAAUGACGGACCAUGGCCACCAAGCUUCAUCUUUGAAUGUCCCAGGGAUGUACCAGUAUUGGCCAGACCGACACUCACAACAGUUUUCCAGUCGUUCCUGCCGAUCUUCCUCAGCACGCAACUCUAACCAUCCGCCACCCUUCACAGAAGAACGGCCAAGUGAGCUAGAGUCACGUCUUGAGGUUUUGCAUUCACAGCUAAACAGAUUGGAGACUCGUAUGACAGCAGACAUCAAUGUUAUUCUUCAGCUCCUCCAAAGGCAGAUUGCUCCUGUACCUCCUGCAUACAGUUCUGUAUCCUCUGGUACCCUCUCUACAGACUCACCUGGUUUGUAUGGGACUGGGACACAAGUGAUGCACAGCAUGUACCCCGUCACCCCAAUACAGAUGGACAGUCAGGCCCCUAUACAAAGUUCCUCUCAGACUGACCUUAAACUUGACAAGAAGUCCCAGGAGUCACUAUCUAGUGGAAUCCACGUGACUGUGGCAUCAGACGACACCAUGUUCAUGACUGUCACCCCAGAAACUGAGACCCAUACAGGGUUGACUCCCAACCUCCCCCAAACAUCAGUUCAAUCCACCUUGAUGGAAAACCCCGGGCUGUGUAGCAAACUUCGCUACCCGUCACUCCCUGGGAACUUGGACAUCACAGCAGGACUUGCUGAGAUCCAGAAACACCUUUCAGACCCUGUGCUGCCAGUCACCUGAACACCCUCAGUAGAAGUUUUCAUGGCAGCCAGUGUGAAUUUGGAAGAAGUAAAACCCUGCUACUUACAGACUUUUGGAAAGGGCCAUAAGGCUAGCCCAAGAUUCAGUUAUCAGUACACACUUGGACAGCAUGUAGCGUCGGAAAAUCUGGUUAACUACAAAAACUUCCAUUUCAUAGUUUGAACACUGGAUAACACUCUGUACUCAGACACUGCAACAAUGUUAUUCUUUUAGAAGGACAGUUACUAAUUUACAGUAUUGCCUGAUCAAGAGUGAAAAAGGGUCAAAUUUCGUUUACAUCUCUUUUCCUUAAUAUCUUCUUUAUCGGUCCCUGAAUUGUAGGGAUGGAACAAGAAUAAAAUGUGAAUUUCA